This is a messenger RNA of Chelmon rostratus (copperband butterflyfish), 2284 nucleotides long. It is a transcript of the gene foxd2, whose product is annotated as forkhead box D2. Lineage: Eukaryota; Metazoa; Chordata; Actinopteri; Chaetodontiformes; Chaetodontidae. Bases 451 to 1554 code for a protein of 367 amino acids. The transcript has a single exon. Gene Ontology annotation, molecular function: RNA polymerase II cis-regulatory region sequence-specific DNA binding; DNA-binding transcription factor activity, RNA polymerase II-specific. The record is from RefSeq and is a predicted model, not a curated record. Gene Ontology annotation, biological process: cell differentiation; anatomical structure morphogenesis; regulation of transcription by RNA polymerase II.
CCCGUGCGUAAAAGAUAUUUUGGAAAGAUACGUGGAUACCCAGAAGUAGCUUUUUAAAUGACCCGCAGCAUCAACUGAUCGCAGACGGAAACAAUCGCAUCUCAAGACAAGUCCAGAUUGGAGCGAGAUCUCUCACGGUUUUUUUUAAAGAUAUAUAUACGUCAGAAAAACAGAAGUUUUCUGCUCGAUGAGAACCUCGCACGGCCCUGCUUGACCAGCCUCGGACGCCCAGGAGUCGCCAAAUCCACCACAGGUCAAAGAGUUAUUUAUCUUUUCAAUAGAUUCUAGCCAUGUGUGCAUUCAGUAGUUGGAGAUAAAGCUGCGGUAGAAGUCUGGUGUGGUUGUAAGGGGGAGAGGGAGUGUGUGUGCGCGCUCUCGCUCAGUAGCCUCACCGGACAAGAGGAGGAGGAAAUCUGGGAGAGAGGGGCAAGAGAAGCGACGUCUUCAAGGAUGACUUUAGGGACGGAUAUGUCCGACAGCUCUGCAUUGUCCGAAGAUGUGGACAUCGAUGUGGUCGGGGGUGACAUAUCCGUGGGAAAGGACGGGAAGUACAUUCACCACGAGUUCAACUUGGACAAUGACUCGGACGAUAAUUACUCACAGAACGCGGCCGAGAGGGUUUCCUCUCCCGGGCUCAGCAGCUCCGACUGCCCGUCAGACCAGAUGGGGUCCGGCGCAGAGGUCGGCACCGUGAUCGGGGACAAACCCAGAAAAAGUGCACUUGUGAAGCCACCCUACUCUUACAUCGCCCUGAUCACCAUGGCCAUCCUGCAGAGCCCCAAGAAGCGUCUUACUCUCAGUGAGAUCUGCGAGUUCAUCAGCAAUAGAUUCCCUUACUACCGGGAGAAAUUCCCCGCGUGGCAAAACUCCAUUCGCCACAACCUUUCCUUAAACGACUGCUUCGUGAAAAUCCCACGAGAGCCCGGCAACCCCGGAAAGGGCAACUACUGGACCCUCGACCCGGAUUCCGCAGACAUGUUCGACAACGGGAGCUUCUUGCGCAGGAGGAAGCGCUUCAAGAGGCACCAAGCUAAUGAAAUCCUCAGGGACACCGGUGGCUUUCUGCCCGGGUUUGGAUACGGCCCGUACGGAUACAACUAUGGACUUCAGCUGCAGAACUUCCACGCAGCCCACAACCCGUAUCACCCACACCACACAGGUGGUUCAUUCCCUUUCCCAAACGCCCCCUGCACCUUGCCCCCAUCUGCCUCCAUAUUCCCCGCGCCGCAUCCCCUGCCCACCCUGUUAGGGGCUGAUUUAAGAAAGCCCUUUUAUCCGCAGCUAAGCCCGUCUCUGCCGCCUCUCAAGACAGACUCCAGCGCCCCGAGUCGGCCUUCCUUCUCUAUUGACAAUAUCAUCGGUGCGGCCAACUCUACCGCCUCUUCCUACAGCGCGCAGCCGGGCAGUCAGGCUCAGAUCCUGGCCAUGCUGACCCCAGCACUGGCCUCUGCUUCCAACCAUUUGAACCUAUCGCAGGACAGCAUAUUACAACCCGGGGCACAGGGGCAGACUUUUUCCAGCAAAACCCCGAACAUGAACACUUGUCCUUUCUAGAGAAAAAAAUGGCGAGGCUGCCGGCUGAAAAAUCUUUUACUAAAAAGCCAACUGUGGCGCCGUCCUGUGUGAAGGUAGGCCGGACAUGCUCGGUGAAAUAAGAGUGUUUUGGCUCUCCCCGUUUCCUAACAGUGUAAGAGGAGAGAGAGGUUUAUUUAUGGCUUGUAAAUAUGUGCAUAAUAUUGAGAGACAAGCAAGAGAAACUCGGAAAAAGGAACUUUUUAAACAAUGCUGGCCUGCGAUCUGGCAUGUGGCUUUCACGUGUCAGUGGGAGAAAAAGAAAAAGAUAUCCUGUUAUUUUAACAUAAGUUAAAGGAGACACCCGACUUGUUUUUUUUUUAAAUAUAAUUGAGAAUUUUAUUAUGAUUUAUAAUGUUUUUAUUUUGUGCGUCGUGAGAAAAUGGCACUGUUGUUGACAUAGGCUGACAGAGACGGCAAACUCAGGUUUUACUUACUUAGAAAGCACAUGGAGACAAAGGGGGGUUUCUGACACAAAAAUAACCAUUUUCCCACUCCCCUCCCAACCCCACGCCCCCUCCUCUAUGGUGAUUUUGUGACAAUAUCAUUUCAUGUUGUCGGUGGACACGUAGGCUAUGUGAUUUUGGUAUAAAAGAGCGCAUUACCUCUCUCAACCUUUUAAUUGUUGUUCGUUCCUAUCUAUUUCACAAAUUUAAUCUGUGAAACAUACAGUAUGUCAUGUGUUGCCCAUAGAGAGACACCUAAAUGUUCA